AUGGAUAGUGACAAUAAUAAACGUUUCAAUUUUGAUCACCUUUCUCAAAGAUAGCUUAAAAAUAGACUGUACAAAAACAUUAAUCGAUAUGAUCCUACCGAAAGAAAACAUACUUAACCACUCUCUACUGCAUCUAAACCAUAUUUGAUACCAAAAAUUUCAAAAUAGAGAUUGGAACCAAUUAUAUCACCUUAAGUCAAUUUAGGUGUGACAAUUUAAUAAGGUAGAAUUCUUCUUGAUCAAUCUGCAUAUUAAUCUGGCAAAAGUAUUUGUUGUCAUUACUAACUCAAGACAUUAGAAAUGAUACUUCUUUUGCUCAAGAUCACUCUAAAAAACCUAAGAAUUUAUCACCUUUAGAAUAAAGACUAUAAAGUGAUUAUGGAAUGAGUAUGUUAGAUGAUGUAUAGAAUCCUAAUUCAUCAGUCAAUGAAACUAUUUUAAAUCUAUUUUAAUUUCCUGAGAAAAGGAAAGACACAUCUAUCUUAAAAAAAGAAUUAAAAAAAUAAAAGAAGAAAUAAUAAUAAUAAUCUUAUUUAUCUCCUAUGGAUUUUAUUUAUUUAAUAAGAACAGAUCCUGAAAUGGCUGAUUAAUUUUGUUAUUUGAAUAAAAGAGAUCAUGCUUAUGAUUAUGAAAUUGUAGAAUUUGAAGAUAGAAAUAUUAAAGAAUAUAUGACAAUAAGUGCUAGAGGAAUUACCUAUUAUUAAAAUGAAGAAACAACUUUUUUAACUAUUGAAGAAUGGUAAAGAGAGGCUAAUCUAUUUUAAGACUUAUAGAAAAUUGAUUUUUUUAGAAAAUACAAAUUAUGGAAAAAUUUCUUUUUAUGGAAAAGACUUAUGAGAAAGAAAAUUUUAGCUAAAAAUUAAGAAUUAAUGGUUUCAAAUAUGUUUACAACAGAUAAAUAAUUAAGAAUUACUUUAUUAGAAGUUAAAAGAAUAUGUUAAUAAAUGGCAUCUGAUAUAAGAUUUUUAGAUACUUCAACAGCAAUACCUUAAACUCUUGAUAAUUUUAAAAUUAUAUAAGAUAAACAUCUAAUGUCUAAAAUGGAUAAAUAAUUUGAUUCUUAUGAACAAUAAAUUUAAUAAAUAAUAAUAGAAUGUUGUUAAAAAUCAUUAAUAAAUUUUAAGGAAACUCACCGUAUCUCAUUACAAGAAGAUGAUAAUGAAGAAAGAGCACCUUUAUUAGUAGGUGAUGAAUCUGGGAAAGAGAUGCCAUUUACUACUGAGGCUACUAUCAGAACUCAUUAUAAAAGGUUGAGAAAAUUUGUUAAAUAUCUUGAUUAUGUAAUUAUGGAUGCUAAAUUAUAAAUGAUGCAAAAUUCAGUUGAACAUAUUGUUAAAUAAAUUAGAGAUUUUAAUGAAUUAUAUAGACAGAAUUUGGGAGGUAAAAGAAAAGGAUAUUAUGGAAAAGGUUAACCAUAGUGUUGGAUAAUUGUUGAAGCUGUUGGUAAAGGAGAUAAUAUACUAUUUAAUCCUUUAAGAGAAUAACUUUUUAAAUUAUUUGAAAGUGUAGUUAACAAUAGUGUAAUACGUAUAACUACUAGACAUAAGGAAAUGUUAUCAAUGGCAGAAUUAUAACAAUAUAUAUAAGAUGAUGGUAAUCAAUAAUUGGAAAAAGUUGAUGUUAAAUCAAUAAUAAAUGCAAGUGAAAACUUUCAAAAUCUUUGUGGUUAAAUGAGAAGAGAAUUAGAAGUUGCAUUUGAUCAUCUUGAAUAAUAUGCUGAUAAAUUGAAACCUUUUUUGAAAUGGUAUGUAGAGAACACUGGUGUAAAUAUUGAAAAACAAUUUACAGAUAAGGAUGUGGAUGAAUAUAGAAAUGCCAUAAAUAGAUAUAAAAAGUAAGAUCAAUUAUUUUAAGAUAUGGAACCUACAUAAGAGAUAGGUGUGAUUCUAUUUGAUAAUCAUAAGUUAAAGGCAAAAAUAAAAUCUAGUGCAAUGCAUUGCAUAGUUGAAUUAUAAAGAUUUAUACCAGAUUAUAUGUAUAAGAAAGCAAUACUAUUUACAAAGAAAACAGCUCAAUUAUAUUCUACAAUCGCUAUAUCUCCUAUAACAGUUGAAUAAUUUGUAAAUUAUAUGGAUGCUGUUAAUGUAAUUAAUAAUUAAUUCGAAGAUUUAAGUAAUACUUCAUAAGAGGUCACUGCAAUGGCUUUACUUAUGGAUGAAUUAAAGAUUAAGAUCUAAGAUACACAUAAAUAAAAAUUUGGUGAAUGUAUAUAAUAGGUGAGUUAAUUGCGUAAAAAAGUGGAUGAUGCUAUGGUAAAUUAUGAUUAAAAUUUAAAUAAAUUUAGAAAAGAUAUGGAAAGAAUGAUACCAUAGGUAGAUAAUACAGUUAAGGAUUUAAAUGAAAGAGUUUCAGAAUAACCAUUGAGUUCUUUGUCUGCUGAUUUAAAUGAUAUGAUUACAUUUGUUACUGGAAUUAGAAAAUAAGUAGAUGAAUUAAAGAUACAUGCUAAAAAAUUAAAUGAUUAUUAAAUUGCAUUAAAUUUAGAAUAUACACCAUUUGAAAAAUUAGAAAUAUUUAAUAAUGAAUUUACAUUAUUAGAAAGAUUGUGGUGUGGUAGAAAUGAAUGGGUUCAAAAUUAUUCAUUUUGGUUGAAAUAACAUUAUACAGAAAUUGAUUUAGAAGAAAUGAAUAAUGUUAUGGAAAAAUUAUAAAAGACAGCUAAUUUAUGUGCUAAAGAAUUAGAUAAAAAUGAAGUAGCAAGAGUUUUUAAAUCAGAUAUUGAAGCAUUUAGAGGAAUUUAUCAAGUACUUUAAGCAUUAAAAGAUCCAGCUAUUUCAGAUAAGUAAUGGAAUUAAAUUAGAUAAUUAAUACUUGAAAAUUAAUAAGUAUUUAAAGAACUAAUUGUAGAACCAUUUACUCCUUUAGAUAAUCCAAUAUAUGAUGUUUAAUGGAUUACAAAAGUUGGUUUAGAUUAUAUAAAAGACAAGUUAAGUGAAAUUGCUUUGAGAGCAGCUAAGGAAAUUGAAUUAGUUAAAAUGUUAGAAUAAGUAGAAUCAAUUUGGAGAUAAGCUAUUAUUACUGUUUAACCAUAUAGAGAAUCAAAGGAUAUCUUUAUAUUAGGAAAUAAUCAAGAUUUAAUAUCUAAGAUAGAUGAUACUCUUUUAACUGUUAAUAAUAUUUUAGCAUCUCGAUUUGUUGAAGGUAUAAGAUCUGAAGUAGAGAGAUAACAAUCUUUAUUAAGAUAUUUUUAAGAAUUAUUUGAUGAAUGGAGAUUACAUCAAAGAAACUGGCUUUAUUUGGAACCUAUUUUGAAUUCACCUUAUAGUGCUAAAAAUUUAGUAAAAGAGUCUAAAAUAUUUUAAUAAGCUGAUAUAUUAUGGAAGAAAUUAAUGAGAACUGUUAGAGAUAAUAGUAUAGCUAAAAGAUGGGCUGAUGAUUAUUAAAAUAGAUAAUAUUUUAAUUAAUUAAGAUAAAAUAAUAAUAAUUUUGAUGUUAUUUAAAAAGCUUUAGAUGAAUUUUUAGAAAAGAAAAGAGAUGCAUUUUAAAGAUUUUAUUUUUUAUCUAAUGAUGAACUUUUAGAUAUAUUAUCAAAUGCUAAAAAUGUUUAAUCUAUUUAACCAUAUUUAAGAAAAUGUUUUGAAAAUUUAGUUAAGAUUUAAUUUGAUUAAUAAGAAAAUGCUAUAGGAAUGAUAUCAGCUGAAGGAGAAAUUGCAGUACUUAAGGGAUAUACAGCUAGAGGAGAAGUAGAAGAUUGGUUUAAAGGAUUAGAAGACAAAAUGAAGAGUUCUUUGAAUGGAGUUAUGAGAUAAUCUCUUAUUAAAUAUUAAUUAGAAGAUACUUAAAGAAAGGAUUGGAUAUUUGAAUUUCCUUUAUAAAUUAUAAUCACUAUUGAUUCAAUAUUUUGGACUAAAAUUACAGAAGAGAAUUAUUUAUAAGUAAAUGCAGAAGGAGAUUUAGAUGAUUGGUAUGAUACUAAUGUAGUUAUGCUAGAUGAAUUAACAUAAUUAAUUAGAGGAAAUCUAAAUGAAUUAUAAAGAAGAACUCUUUUAGCCUUAGUUACAUAGGAUGUACAUUUUAGAGAUAUUGUUGAUAAUAUGAGAAAUGAAUCUGUAGAAGGCAUAAUGGAUUUUAAAUGGCAAUAAUAAUUGAGAUUUUAUCAUGAUGAAGAAAGUGUAUAGGCAAGAUAAGCAAAUGCAAAAAUUAUGUAUGGUUAUGAGUAUUUGGGAUCAACAACAAGAUUAAUUAUUACACCAUUAACUGAUAGAUGUUGGAUGACUAUUACAGGAGCUUUAGGUAUUAAAUUAGGAGCAGCUCCACAAGGACCAGCUGGUACUGGAAAAACAGAAUCAUGUAAAGAUUUAGCUAAGGCAUUGGGUAGAUAUUGUAUAGUGUUUAAUUGUUCAGAUUAGAUUACAGCUAAAAUGAUAGAAAAAUUAUUUGCAGGAUUAGCAUAUUGUGGAGCUUGGGUUUGUUUAGAUGAAUUUAAUAGAAUCCAUAUUGAAGUAUUAUCAGUUAUAGCAUAAUAAGUAUAAACAAUAAGAGAAGCUUUGUUAGAAUAUAAAAUGAAUUUUUAUUUUUUUGGUAAAAAUGUAUAAUUGAAUCCUGAUUUGGGUAUAUUUAUUACAAUGAAUCCUGGUUAUGUAGGUAGAACAGAAUUACCUGAUAAUUUGAAAGUACUUUUUAGACCAGUAGCUAUGAUGGUUCCAGAUUAUAGAUUGAUUUCAGAAAUUAUGUUAUUUGCUGAAGGAUUUUCAAAUGCUAAAGAUUUAUCAAGAAAGAUGAUUAAAUUAUAUCAAUUAAGUUCAGAAUAAUUGAGUUAAUAAAAUCAUUAUGAUUUUGGUAUGAGAGCAGUUAAAUCUGUAUUAGUUAUGGCUGGAUCAUUAAAAAGGGCAGAAUUAAAUAUUAAUGAAGAUAUUGUAUUAGUUAGAGCAAUGAGAGAAAGCAAUUUACCAAAAUUUUUAUCUCAUGAUAUACCAUUAUUUAAUGCUAUAGUAAGUGAUCUAUUUCCAGGAAUUUAAAUAUCAGUAGAAUAGAAUGAAGAGUUAGAAAAAACUAUUAAAAAUGUUAUAGAAUUUAAUAAUUUAUAAUAAUAAGAUACUUUUAUAGAAAAAGUUUUAUAAUUUCAUGAAACUUUAAAAGUGAGAUUUGGAGUAGUGUUAGUUGGAGUUACAAUGGGUGGUAAAUCUUAAGUUCAAAAUGUACUUAGAGAAUCUUAUAUGAAAUUAUAUGAAUAGUAUUCAUAAUAAGAAGUUAAUGAUCAUUAAAUUUAUCAGAAAAUCUAAAAUUAGAUCUUAAACCCAAAAGCUAUAACAAUAGAAGAAUUAUAUGGUUAAUUUGAUAUGAUAACUUAAUAAUGGACUGAUGGUUUAGCUUCUCAUAUAAUUAGAGGAUAAGCAUCUAUAGAUAUGGAAGAAAAGAAAUGGGUUGUAUUUGAUGGACCUGUUGAUGCCAUAUGGGUUGAAAAUUUAAAUACUGUAUUAGAUGAUUCAAUGACUUUAUGUUUAAGUAAUGGUGAGAGAAUCAAAUUGAAUAAUUAAAUGAGAAUGAUCUUUGAAGUAUUGGAUUUAAAUGCAGCUUCACCUGCAACUAUAAGUAGAUGUGGUAUAGUUUAUAUAGAUGAUACAGUAUUAGGAUAUGAACCUAUUGUAUUUACUGAAGCAAUGACACUUAUUGAUAUUCUAAGCAAUGAUAUUAUAGAUCAUUUAUUAGUAUAAAUUAAAGUUUCAUUUAGUAAAUCAAUUAAUUAAGUUAUUAAACAUUGUAAAUAAUUAAUACCUGUUUAUGAAACAUAAAUGGCAGUUGGAUUAAUUAAAAUAAUAAGAAUGGUAAUAUAAUACUAUAAUUAAUAAUUAAAUUGUAAUUUAAGAGAUGAAAUUUCUAAAAAACAUUUAGAAAAGCUUUUUGUUUGGGUAUAUGCAUGGUCUGUAGGUGCAACAUUAAUAUCUGAUGAUUAUUAAAAAUUUGAGAGUAUAAUUAAUGAUACUUUCUCAGUGGAUAUUUUACCUAGAGGAUCUUUAUUAUCUAGUUUAGUAAAAAUUACUAAAAUAGAUGGAUUAAUUGAUAUUAAUUAUACUUAAUGGAAUGAUAUUAUUCCAUAAUUUCAAUAUAUUAAAGGUAUGAGUUACUUUGACAUGAUUGUAUAAACUCCAGAAACAGUGGCUCAUGGUUGGUUUUUAGAAUAAGCUGUAAAUACAAAUUGUCCUAUUUUUAUAACUGGAGUUACUGGAACAGGUAAAACUAUUAUGAUAAAUUCUACUAUACAAAAAUUAAGAGAUUGUGGUUUAAUAGCUUUAAUGUAAAUGACAUUCUCAGCAAAAACAUCUAGUUAAACAACUUAAUUAAGCAUAGAAUAAAAAUUAUAAGUUUAACGUAAGAAAGGUAGAACUAUUCUAAUGCCUCCUCCUGGUAAAAAAUUUGUUGUAUUUAUUGAUGAUGUCAAUAUGCCUUCAUUAGAAUAAUAUGGUGCUUAACCACCUAUUGAAUUAUUAAGAUAAUUUAUAGAUUAUAAAGGAGUUUAUGAUAGAAAAACAUUUAAUUGGAAGAAUGUAGAUAAUACAAUAUUAAUUUGUGCUUGUGGUCCACCUGGAGGAGGUCGAUCUCCUUUAACUAUUAGAUUUACUCGUCAUUUUGUUUUAUUGAGUGUACCCAAUUCAAGUGAUGAAACAUUAUCCUGUAUUUUUAGUAGAAUUUUAAAGGCUUAUUUUAAAAAUAAUUAUUUUAAAAAUGAAAUUAUUGAUUUAAGUGAUAAUUAUUCAAUUGUAAAUGCAACUCUAUCAAUGUAUUAAGAUAUUUAAAAAACUUUAUUACCUACUCCAGAAAAAUCUCAUUAUGUAUUCAAUUUAAGAGAUGUUAGCAAAAUCUUUUAAGGUAUUUUAUAAGCUAAACCUUUGAUUUAUGUUAAGUGUGAUUAAAUAAUUAGAUUAUGGGCACAUGAAACAUGUCGUGUAUUUAUGGAUAGAUUAAUUAAUUAAUAGGAUUAAGAUUGGUUUAAAGAGAAUUUAGUUAAAAAUAUAUUCUUAUUUUUUAAGACUGAAUAUAAGGUUAAUGAAUUAUUUGAUUCAUAAAGACCUUUUAUUUUUGCUGAUUUUUAGAAAAAAGUAGAAAUAUAAGAUCGUAUUUAUGAAGAAGUCAAAGAUUAUAAUUAACUUAUUAAAGUUAUUAAUGAUUAUAUGUUUGGAUAAACAAAAAUGAAUUUAGUACUCUUUAAGGAUGCUAUUCAAUAUUUAACAAGAAUUAGUAGAGUAUUAAGAUAAUAAAGAGGACAUUUUAUGUUAGUUGGAUUUGGAGGUUCAGGUAAGAAAUCUUUAAUAUAACUGGGAGCUGUAUUAGCUGGAUGUAAAGUUGAAACUAUAGAAUGUAAGAGAAAUUAUGGAAAAAAAGAAUUUAAAGAGGUAUUAUUUAGAAUGAUGUGUGCAGUUGGAAUUGAUAAUAAAUUAAUUGCUUUUUCUUUUACAGAUACUUAAAUUUUAUAAGAAAGUUUCUUAGAAGAUAUUAAUAGUCUCCUUAAUUCUGGUGAAGUACCUAAUAUGUUAACAAAAGAUGAUUUAGAGUUGAUAAAUUAAGGAUUAUAGGCAGAAGCUAAAGAAUUAAAUAUAAAUCAUAUAUAUCCUUAUUUUGUAUAAAAAGUGAGAUCGAAUCUACACAUUGUAUUAGGACUGUCACCAAUUGGAGGUAAAUUGAGAAUCAGAUUGAGAAUGUUUCCAAGUUUAUUAAACUGUUGUACUAUAUAAUGGUUAUAAAAAUGGCCAUAAGAAGCAUUGAUGAGUGUUGCAGAAAUGUUUUUAUCAACACUUGAAUUUGAUGGAUUAACAAAAGAGAUGAAAUAAAAUUUAUAUUAGAUGUGUGUUUAUGUUCAUUAAAGUGUUGAUAAAAAAUGUGAAGAUUUUCAAAUUGCCUUUAAUAGAUAAGUUUAUAUUACACCUAAAUCAUAUCUUGAUUUAAUAGAGUAAUACAAAACAUUAUUAAUGAUGAAAAAAGAAGAAUUGGUAACCCAUAAAUUAAAAUUAUCUUCAGGAUUAUAAAAAUUACAUGAAGUAAAUAGUAUUAUUAGUGAUUUAAAAGUUAAAUUGACUUAAAUGUAACCUAUUCUUAAAUAAAAGACCAUUGAAUAAGAGCAAUUGUUAUAAAAAUUAUAAAUUGAUUCAACUGAGGCAAAUAGAGUUAAAUAAUUAGUAUCAGAAGAAGAAAGAUAAGUUAAUGAGUAAGCUUCUAAAAUUAAAGAGACAAAAGCUGAAGCUGAUAAAAUUCUUAAUGAAGCUAUUCCUACUUUAAAUAAUGCCAUAGAAGCACUUAAUAUACUUAAUAGAAAUGAUAUUAAUGAAUUUAAAAAUAAUAAUAAUCCAUAACCUAUAAUACGUUUCACUUUUGAAUGUGUAGCUAUUUUAUUUGAAGAAAAAUUAGAUUGGGAUUCUAUUAAAAAAUUAUUAACAGAUCUAAAUUUCUUAUAAAAAAUGAAAGGAUUAGAUGUGACUCGUAUAAAACCUGCAACUUAAAUCAAAAUUAAAACUAAAAUUGCUAGUAAUCCAGAAUUUAUUCCUAAUUUAAUUUAAAAAAUUAGUAUUACUGCAAAAACAAUAUGUGAAUGGGUAAGGGCUGUAAGUGAAUUUAUAGAUAUUAAUAAUGAUGUAGAAAAGAAAAAAUCAUAGGUUGAAAAUAUGAAUUAAUAAUUAGAAAAAGCAAAAAAGGAAUUGGCUUAGAAAUAAUCUGAACUUGCUUAAGUUGUAAGAAAAGUAACUGAAUUAGAAAUAUAAUUUAAUUCAAAUAAAUAAGAUAAAGAUCUACUUGAUUAAAAUAUUUAAACUACUCAAUAAAGAUUAAUAAGAGCUGAAGAACUUACAAUAGGAUUAGCAGAUGAAUAAGAUAGAUGGAAAACAAAAGUUUAAAGUCUCACUGAAGAAAUUUAAUUGCUCUUAGGAAAUGUAUUUUUAGGUAGUGCUACUGUAACAUACAUUGGACCUUUCUCUGGAACAUAUAGAAAUUAAUUAAUUUAGAAUUGGAUUGAAAAAGCAACAGAAUUAGCAUUUCCAUCAGUUAAAAAAUAUAAUUUUGAAUCUGUUUUAGGUGAUACUCUUGAAAUUAAGUAAUGGAUUGCAAAUGGAUUGCCUAAUGAUACAAUCUCAAAGUCAAAUGUGAUAAUAUCAAAAUUUAGUAGAUCAUACCCUUUAUUUAUUGAUCCUUAAUUGUAGGCCAAUACUUGGAUCAAAAAUACAUACAAGGAUUUAAAUCUUAAAGUCUUAAAAUAUACUUAAGAAGGUCUUAUUAAACAUAUUGAAAAUUCAAUAUAAAUUGGUGUACCUUUACUAUUAGAAGAUGUUUAAGAUUAACUUGAUACUUUUUUAGAUCCUGUAUUACUUAAAUAGAUUAAUGUUACAAAUAAAAAAAAAAUGAUUAAAAUUGGAGAUAAGGAAAUAGAAUUUGAUCCAAAUUUUAAAUUAUUCAUAUGUACUAAACUUUCUAAUCCAUAAUUUUUACCAGAAAUAUUUAUUAGGGUUACAGUUAUAAAUUUUACAGUAACAGAAUAAGGUUUAGAAGAAUAAUUACUUGGAGAUAUUGUAUAUAUUGAAAAACCAGAAAUGGAAGAAGAACAAAAAGAUUUAGUUAAGAACAUCUCAACAGGAAUGAGGAGUCUUCGUAAAAAUGAAGAAGAAAUAUUAAAUCUUUUGUCUAAUUCAAAGGGAAUGAUAUUAGAUAAUGUAGAUUUAAUAGAAAGUCUGAAAAUAUCUAAAUAAGAAGCAAUAUAAGUAAAAGAAACAUUAGUCACAUAAGAGUAGAAAUCUGUAGAGAUAGAAAAAGUCAGAUAACAAUAUUUACCAAUAGCUACAAGAGGAAGUUUGCUCUAUUUUGUUAUUGCUGACUUUGCUCUUGUAGAUCCAAUGUAUUAAUUUUCAUUAAAUUGCUUUAAGAAAUUAUAUUAAAAUGUUAUUAAGAAUUCUGAAAAAAAUGAUAAUAUAUAGAUUAGAAUAGCAACACUAUUAGAUUGUAUAACAGAAACAAUAUAUACAAAUAUUUGUAGAGGUUUAUUUAAUUAACAUAAAAGAAUAUUUUCAUUCUUGAUGACUAUUAAAAUAUAAUUGCAUGCUAAAGAAAUAAGUUUUGCAGAAUGGAAUUUGUUUAUAAGAGGAGCUAGUUUAAUAGUGUAAUCACCUCCUAUGCCUAUCACCUUCAAAUUGACACAAAGAAUAUGGCAUGAAUUUUAUUAAUUAUCAAUUGUUCAUUAGAACUUUACAUAAAUUUAUAAUCAAGCCUUGAUAAAUUUUAAAGAAAUAGAAAAUUUAAUAUAAUCAGAAAAUCUAUGGACUUUAUUAAAUGAUUCAUUGACACCAUUUUAGAAAUUAAUGAUAAUUAAAGUAUUAAGAUAGGAAGAAUCUUUUUAUGCAAUGACAUAUUAUGUAGAGGCAAUUUUAGGUAAAAAAUAUACAUCAAACUAUCAAUCUACAAUUGAAGAACUAUUUAAUGAUACAGAUCAUAAAACUCCACUUAUUUUUAUUUUAAGUUAAGGAGUUGAUCCUUUGACUAGUUUGAUGAGAUUUGUAAAUUAAAAGAAAAUCUCUUCUGAAAAAUUAAGAAUUUUAUCAUUAGGUUAAGGUUAAGCAAUUAUAGCUGAAAAAGCUAUUGAAAGUGGUGUCAAAAGUGGUGAAUGGGUUAUAUUAUAAAAUUGUCAUUUAUGUAAAACUUUUAUGACAACACUAGAAAAAAAGUUAGAAUGGUUUGAAGACCCAGAACUUUAAUCAUAAUUUAAUCCAGGAUUUAGAUUAAUGUUAACAAGUAUGUCUUGUAAUUAUUUUCCUGUAAGUGUACUUUAGAAUAGUUUAAAAUUUACAUUUGAAUCUCCAAAAGGAUUAAAAUCUAAUAUGUACAAAAGUUAUACUGAUUUAUCAGCUGAUUAAAUAGAAAAUUGUGAUAAAAAAGAAACUUGGAAGAAAUUAUUAUAUUCUCUUUCAUUCUUCCAUGCUGUAGUUUAAGAACGUCGUAAAUUUGGUCCUUUGGGAUGGAAUAUAAGUUAUGAGUAAAUUAUAAUAAUUAAGUAGAUUUAAUGAUUCUGAUCUGGAAACAUCAUAAACAUUACUGAAGAAUUUUUUAGAUAUACAUUAAGAGAUUCCAUGGGAUGCCAUUUUGUAUGUAAUAGGUGAGAUAACUUAUGGAGGUAGAAUAACUGAUGAUUGGGAUAGAAGAUGUCUAUAAACAAUUUUAAGUAAAUACAUCAAGUAAUUAUUAUAUAUCUAUAUAAUUUAGUGAAGAUAUUUUGAAUGAUGGAUAUUCAUUUUCUGAAUCAGGAAUAUAUAAAUAACCUUGUGAAAUGAAUAUAAUUGAUUAUAGAAGAUUGAUUAAUAAAUAUCCUGAUUUUGAAAAACCUGAAGUAUUUGGAAUGAAUGAAAAUGCAAAUCUAAUAUUUAAAUAAACAGAAUCUAAAAUAGUAUUAUAAACUAUACUAAGUAUUUAACCAAAUGAAAUUAUUUAAACAAAUGAAUCAGAUCAAAAGAUAAAAAGUUCUGAUUAAAUUGUAUUUGAUAUAUGUGAACAUUUGCUUUAAAAGAUUCCAUUUUAAAUAAAAGAAUAAGAAAAGAAAAAAAAACUCACAUUAAUUAAUUUCUAAGGUAAUGCUUUAGAAAUUGAUUCUUUAAAAGUAUGCUUAAAUUAAGAAGUUUAAAGAUUUAAUUAAUUAUUAUAAAUAAUUUCAAGUUCAAUAAAGAAUUUAUAAGCUGCUAUAAAAGGUGAAGUAGUUAUGUCAGCUGAUCUUGAAAUGAUGUACAGCUCAUUGCUUAAUAAUUAAGUACCACUGAUUUGGGCAAAUAAAGCAUAUCCAACUUUGAAACCUCUUGCUGCCUUUUAUGAAGACAUGAUAAAAAGAGUGAUUUUCUUUAAAGAAUGGUUCAAUUUAGAAGUUGGAUAACCAAAAGGAUAUUGGAUAUCUGCUUUCUUCUUUCCUUAAGGAUUCUUAACUUCUGUAUUAUAAACAUUUGCAAGAAAAAAUUAGAUUGCUAUAGAUGUACUAAGAUUCAGCUUUAAGUUUUUCAAUUUUAUUGAUAAUGAGAUGGUAAAUUCAUUUUAUCUAUAUUAGAUAACUUCAAUGCCUGAUAAUGGUGUAUAUAUAUAUGGUUUAUUUAUUGAGGGGUGUAGAUUUGAUUUCAAUAAAGGAAUUUUAGAAGAUCAAUUGCCAGGAUAAUUAAUAGUUCAAGCUCCUAUAAUCCAUUUUAUACCUACUCAAGAUUAUAAGCCAAAUUAGAACGAUUAUUCAAUGCCUUUAUAUAAAACUAGUAAUUUAAAUAUAAAAAUUCUACCAUUAGGCCUACGAGCAGGAGUUUUAUCGACCACAGGACAUUCAACUAACUUUAUUAGAGCAAUUGAUUGUCCAACUAAGAAGAACCCUGAUUAUUGGAUUCUCAAUGGUGCUGCUUUCACCACUUAACUUAAUGAUUGA
Messenger RNA from Paramecium pentaurelia, 12358 nucleotides. NCBI's taxonomy places the organism in Eukaryota, Ciliophora, Oligohymenophorea, Peniculida, Parameciidae. The record is from the annotation of a GenBank genome assembly.